GGCUCCCCGCCCCCACCCUCCGGUCCAAGGCUCGGAAGAGAUGACCGGAGCUUUCGGUUUGGUCAAAGCUCGCGCUCCUCUGAGACUCGUAUCCGCUUGGCUGUCUUCUUUCUUUCACUUUGUGUUCCGAAGCUGGCUGUCCCUCCGUAGCCCUGUCGCCUGGAAUUCACCAUGGAGCCCCCAAACUGGCAGCAAUCCUCCUGCAGCCUCCCCAGGAGCCGCAGGGGUUAUGGUCAUGGCGCCUCCAAGUGAGGAGACACCUCUGAUCCCGCAGCGCUCAUGCAGCCUCUCAUCCGCGGAGGCGGGAUCCCUGCACGUCCUCCUCCCUCCCCGGGGAUCCGGGCCUCCCCAGCGACUGUCAUUCUCUUUUGGGGACUACCUGGCAGAGGAUCUGUGUGUGCAGGCGGCCAAGGCCUGUGGCAUCCUGCCUGUUUAUCACUCGCUCUUCGCUCUGGCCACCGAGGACUUGUCUUGCUGGUUCUCUCCAAGCCACAUCUUCUCCGUGGAGGACGUGGACACCCAAGUCUUGGUCUACAGGCUCCGCUUCUAUUUCCCUGGCUGGUUUGGGCUGGAGACAUGUCACCGCUUUGGGCUGCGCAAAGAUCUGACCAGCGCCAUCCUCGACUUGCACGUUUUAGAACACCUCUUUGCGCAGCACCGCAGCGACCUGGUGAGCGGGCGCCUCCCCGUGGGCCUCAGCCUGAAGGAGCAGGGGGAGUGCCUGAGCCUGGCCGUGCUGGACCUGGCCCAGAUGGCCCGGGAGCAGGCCCAGCGGCCCGGCGAACUGCUCAAGACCGUCAGCUACAAGGCCUGCCUGCCGCCCGGCCUGCGCGACCUGAUCCAGGGGCUGAGCUUCGUGACGCGCAGGCGCAUCCGCAGGACCGUGCUCCAGGCGCUGCGCCGCGUGGUGGCCUGCCAGGCCGACCGCUACUCGCUCAUGGCCAAGUACAUCCUGGACCUGGAGCGGCUGCACCCCGCGGCCGCCGCCGAGACCUUCCGCGUGGGGCUCCCCGGUGCCCAGGAGGGGCCGGGGCUCCUGCGCGUGGAGGGCGGCAGCGGCGUCGCCUGGAGCCCCGGGGACCAAGAGCUCUUCCAGACCUUCUGUGACUUUCCCGAGAUCGUGGACGUCAGCAUCAAGCAGGCCCCGCGCGUGGGCCCGGCCGGGGAGCAGCGUCUGGUCACCAUCACCAGGAUGGACGGCCACGUCCUGGAAGCGGAGUUCGCGGGACUGCCCGAGGCGCUGUCCUUCGUGGCCCUCGUCGACGGCUACUUCCGGCUGACCUGCGACUCCAGGCAUUUCUUCUGCAAGGAGGUGGCGCCGCCAAGGCUGCUGGAGGAAGUGGCAGAGCUGUGCCACGGGCCCAUCACGCUAGACUUUGCGGUCCACAAGCUGAAGGCCGCCGGCUCCCUCCCGGGCUCCUACAUUCUCCGCCGCAGCCCUCAGGACUACGACAGCUUUCUUCUCACGGCCUGCGUGCAGACGCCGCUCGGCCCGGACUACAAGGGCUGCCUCAUCCGCCGGGACCCCGCGGGCGCCUUCUCCCUGGCCGGGCUCAGCCAGCCGCACCGGAGCCUGCGGGAGCUCCUGGCCGCCUGCUGGCGCUCCGGGCUGCAGGUGGACGGUGCGGCCCUGAACCUCACCUCCUGCUGCGCCCCCCGGCCCAAGGAAAAGUCCAAUUUGAUCGUGGUGAGAACGAGCUGCACCCCUGCCCCGGCCCCCGGCCGCGCCCCGUCCUGCUGCGCGCUAACGCAGCUGAGCUUCCACACAAUCCCUGCGGACAGCCUGGAGUGGCACGAGAACUUGGGCCACGGCUCCUUCACCAAGAUCUACCGGGGUCGCCGGCGCGAGACCGUGGACGGGGAGACGCACGACACGGAAGUCCUCCUGAAGGUCAUGGACGCCAGGCACCGGAACUGCAUGGAGUCCUUUCUGGAGGCCGCGAGCUUGAUGAGCCAAGUGUCCUACCCACACCUGGUGCUGCUGCAUGGCGUCUGCAUGGCUGGAGACAGCAUCAUGGUGCAGGAGUUUGUCUACCUGGGCGCCAUCGACACGUACCUGCGCAAGCGCGGGCCCCUGGUGCUGGCCGGCUGGAAGCUGCAGGUGAUCAAGCAGCUGGCCUACGCGCUCAGCUACCUGGAGGACAAAGGCCUCCCUCACGGCAACGUCUCGGCGCGGAAGGUGCUCCUGGCCCGCGAGGGGGCUGACGGGAGCCCCCCCUUCAUCAAGCUGAGCGACCCCGGUGUCAGCCCCGCGGUGCUGAGCCUGGAGAUGCUCACCGACAGGAUCCCCUGGGUGGCCCCCGAGUGUCUGCAGGAAGCCCGGGCGCUCGGCCUGGAGGCCGACAAGUGGGGCUUCGGCGCCACGGCGUGGGAGGUGUUCAGCGGGGCACCGGUGCACAUCACCUCGCUGGAGCCCGCCAAGGUGGGGUGGGGAAGCCGGGGCAGGGGAGCCGCUGUCAACCGUGGCCGUGCCCACGGGCUGGUGUGCACAGGGGACGGUGUUCGGGUGCGGUUCACAGCGAGUCUCCUCGGGCUGAGGCAGACAAAGACACCACUUGCACAUGUGACCCCAGAUUAUGAGCUCCUCUCGGACCCGACGCCGGGCAGCCUGAGUCCCCGAGAGGAGCUGUGCAGUGGCGCCCAGCUGCACGCCUGCCAGGACCCCACCAUCUUCGAGGAGAGGCACCUGAAGUACAUCUCGCUGCUGGGCAAGGGCAACUUCGGCAGUGUGGAGCUGUGCCGCUACGACCCCCUGGGGGACAAUACAGGACCCCUGGUGGCAGUGAAGCAGCUCCAGCACAGUGGGCCAGACCAGCAGAGGGACUUCCAGCGCGAGAUUCAGAUCCUCAAGGCGCUGCACAGUGACUUCAUCGUCAAGUACCGGGGAGUUAGCUACGGGCCGGGUCGCCAGAGCCUGCGGCUGGUGAUGGAGUACCUGCCCAGCGGCUGCCUGCGGGACUUCCUGCAGCGCCACCGCGCGCGCCUGCACACCGGCCGCCUGCUGCUGUUCGCCUGGCAGAUCUGCAAGGGCAUGGAGUACCUGGGCGCGCGCCGCUGCGUGCACCGCGACCUGGCUGCGCGAAACAUCCUGGUGGAGAGCGAGGCGCACGUGAAGAUCGCGGACUUCGGCCUCGCCAAGCUGCUGCCGCUCGGGAAGGACUACUACGUGGUCCGCGAGCCGGGCCAGAGCCCCAUCUUCUGGUACGCCCCGGAAUCCCUGUCGGACAACAUCUUCUCCCGGCAGUCUGACGUAUGGAGCUUCGGCGUGGUGCUGUACGAGCUCUUCACCUACAGCGACAAGAGCUGCAGCCCGUCAGCCGAGUUCCUGCGCAUGAUGGGGCCGGAGCGCGAAGGGCCAGCCCUCUGCCGCCUUCUGGAGCUGCUGGCCGAGGGCCGCCGCCUCCCGCCACCUCCCUCCUGCCCCAUCGAGGUUCAGGAGCUCAUGCAGCUGUGCUGGGCGCCCAGCCCGCAGGAGCGGCCGGCCUUCAGCGCCCUGAGCCCACAGCUGGACGCGCUGUGGCGUGGAAACCCGGGAUAGACGUCAGGGAGGGGACCUUAAAGAUGUGACCCCGGGCUCUGCGCAGCCGCCGCCUCUGGAAAUGCUUGCCUGGCGCAGCCGCCUGCCCCCCGCAGAAGUCCCUGACACCGGGUCCCGACACCGCUCCACCCCGGCCACCCUUACUCUUGAAACUGACAGUGUCUGUCCAGUCCCCAUCUCCGCCGCCCCGGGGGCUCCUUGGGGCAGUGACACCUCAGCCCAGCCUCCUUACAGGUUGGCUCUGGGAGUGUUUGUUGAGUGAAUAAAUGAAUUCAAUAGAAAA
Molecule: messenger RNA, 3821 nt
Organism: Peromyscus maniculatus bairdii (prairie deer mouse)
Lineage: Eukaryota; Metazoa; Chordata; Mammalia; Rodentia; Cricetidae
Source: RefSeq, a predicted model, not a curated record